UAAAAGUAAUUUAUAAUAAAAGUAAAUAAAUUCAUUACAAAAUAUAUAAAAAAUUAUGUAUACUUUUAUUAAUUUACAAACUUUAAGAUAUACAACAAACAAAAUUCCAAUAUUAUUAUUUCGUAACAAAACUAAGGCAUGUGCUUCAAAUGAAUUAACAGAUCUAGUAGAUCCAGAUAUGCCAAUUUCGAUUGAAAAUCCAUAUAAAAAGAAGCAGCAAUUAUGUAUUUUAUGUAAAUUAAACAUCGAACCUGAUUAUAAAAAUGUACGUUUAUUAUCUCAAUUUCAAAGUCGUUAUACAGGUAGAAUUUAUGAAAAACACAUAACUGGAUUGUGUGAAUACAAACAGAAGAAAGUAGAACAAGAAAUAAUAAAAGCACAACAUGCUGGUUUAAUGGGUUAUAUGACUAAGGAUCCUAAAUUUUGUAAUGAUCCAAUGUUAUUUGAUCCUAAUUUUCCAUUUAAAGCACAUAAGUAUUAAAUAUGAAAUACAAAUUAAAUUAAAUAUAUAUAUAAAUAUAUAUGUAUUAUAAAAAUAUAAAAACAAGUAAAAUAAUAUUAUAUAUUA
Molecule: messenger RNA, 568 nt
Organism: Apis laboriosa (Himalayan honeybee)
Lineage: Eukaryota; Metazoa; Arthropoda; Insecta; Hymenoptera; Apidae
Gene: mRpS18C
Product: 28S ribosomal protein S18c, mitochondrial
Exons: 3
Coding region: 56-481 (141 amino acids)
Biological process (GO): mitochondrial translation
Cellular component (GO): ribosome; mitochondrial small ribosomal subunit
Molecular function (GO): small ribosomal subunit rRNA binding; structural constituent of ribosome
Source: RefSeq, a predicted model, not a curated record